Saccoglossus kowalevskii is the source of this 783-nucleotide messenger RNA. RefSeq names its product tripartite motif-containing protein 2-like. The record is from RefSeq and is a predicted model, not a curated record. Lineage: Eukaryota; Metazoa; Hemichordata; Enteropneusta; Harrimaniidae.
AUGGGGAAACUACAGUCUCUGUAUGGUGUAGCAUUGACCAAGACAAAGCAAGUUUUAGUUAGUGAUCAUAAAAAUAAAAGAUUACAACUAUUCUCUCUAGAGGGCGCCUUUCAUUCCACUAUUACAUUCACUAAUUUUCCCAAUUCAUUCUGUCCAAGGUAUUCAGCUGUUUCAGAUGAAGGUUAUAUAUUCACUACAGACCGUAUCAAUAAACAGGUGGUUGUAUGUGAUGACAGUGGUAGACUAAUAAGGUGCUUUGGUAACAAAGAGUUACAGAAUCCAUAUGGUAUUGCUAUCAGUCCAACAAAUGGGAAAGUGUAUGUUGCAGAUAGAUGGUCAGAUUGCAUCAGAUUGUAUAGCCAGGAAGGAGAUUACUGUAUGUCUUUUGGUAGAAAGGGAAAUCAGUCUGGAGAGAUAAACGGAUUGAAUGGAAUUAAUGUUAAUUCUGAUGGAAAUGUUGUUGUGCCAGAAGAGAAUAAUAAUCGAGUACAAGUGUUUGACCCAUUUGGCAAGUCAUUAUUCAGCUUUAAAGGAGAUAAUGAGGGCAAGUUAAACUGCCCAGAAGACGUAGUGACUGACAGAGAGGGGUGUAUGUAUGUGUGUAAUUAUGGCAAUAGUAGAAUACUAAAGUUUGAUAGCAGUGAUAGAUUUGUAGAUAGAAUUGACAGUGACAAGGAUGGAGUGAAGGGCCCUCAGGGUAUAUGUUUAACAGAUGACAAACCAUAUGCUAGAGUCAUAGUUGCAGAAUACAGUGGACAUUGUGUAAAAGUAUUUGCACAGUGA